Paramuricea clavata is the source of this 3101-nucleotide messenger RNA. The record is from the annotation of a GenBank genome assembly. Lineage: Eukaryota; Metazoa; Cnidaria; Anthozoa; Malacalcyonacea; Plexauridae.
UUUUAAUUUAAAUAUGCAAGAAGACAGAAUUGUUUCACAAUUUUCAGCAGAAAAUCAUGAAAAGACGCAUAUAAAUAAUCAUGAAAGUGGAUUGUUUGAUUUCUCAAGACUUCCUUGGGUGGCAUUCUUGACUGUUUUGAAGUUUUUAAGGAUAUAUGACUUGUGUCGUUUUUGCUUGGUGAAUAAACGUUGGCGUAGAGCUUGUCAGGACCCGAGUUUAUGGCGAAACCUAGAUCUCGUCAAAUACGAAACUAUUUCGGAUGAUGACUUAAUCCGGCUGACGUCUUACAGUAAUAAUGUGGUAGAAUUGAAGAUACAACAGUUGAUCGAUGUAUACACAUUAAGUGACUUAGGUGUUAGCCGUGCAUUAAGACAGUGUCCGUCAUUGGUGGAAUGUACUAUUGCUAAUUGCCGUGGAUUAUCAGAUGAGGUGAUGGUAGCACUGGGGGAGUGUUGUCGUUUUAUAAGAAAAUUGGAUAUUACGCUAUCUUUCAAUUUUACUGACGAAGGCAUAAAGAAGGUAGUAUGCUGUCCGAGAAGUAAAUAUAGAACUACUCAUGAACUGCACAUACAAAUACUGGCUGGCAAUUUGCGAUUCUCUACCCCACCCUAGGUAAAAAGUUGUUUCUGAGUUUUGCAACCAACAAAUUGAAGGUACAGUAUCCUAUUUGGACAACUUUACAAAUUGAAGGUGGAUAUCCUAUUUACAGAAAAUGACCGUUGCAAAACAGAAAGUUUCGCCCCCAUGUCACCACUAUUUUGACGUGUGAAACGUAAAGUUGUCCAAUCGCAAUGUUGGUUGCAACACUUGGAAACAACUUUUUAUAUUGGCAUAGGGGAGUAAAUCCAUUUACCGAGUCAAAUCCGAGUCCGAGUCAAUCCCGAGCCCGAGUCAAAUGCCCGAGUCGUGUAAAAAACGGACGAAAGUGAAGAAAAUUCACAGUCGAAUAGGGUUAGGAGUAGGUUUAGGGUACUAAGUCAUUUUAUCAACAAAGACAAUUAAAUAGUGACUCGGACAUUUGACUCAAACUCGGAUUUAAGUCAGUCAGUAACCGACAAACUCCGAAAUUAAAUAAAAUUCACAGUUGAAUAGGGUUAGGGUAAGUUAGGAAUGCAAUUAUGGUUAGGAUUAUGGUACUAAGUCAUUGAACUGCAAAGACCAUUGAUUGAACAAUGACUCGAACAUUUGACUCGGACUCGGAUUUGACUCGGUUAACCGACAAACUCUAAUCCUAACCAUAAUCCCACUCCUAACUUACCCUAACCCUAUUCAACUGUGAAUUUUAUUUAAUUUCGGAGUUUGUCGGUUACUGACUGACUCAAAUCCGAGUUCGAGUCAAAUGUCCAAGUCACUAUUUAACUGCAUGUCUUUGUCGAUAAAAUGACUUAGUACCCUAACCCUAAACCUACUCCUAACCCUAUUCGACUGUGAAUUUUCUUCACUCGGGACUGACUCGGACUCAGAUUUGACUCAGUAAAUGGAUUUACUCGUUAGGAUUAGGGUACUAAUUCAUUGAACUGCAAAGACCAUUGAUUAAACAAUGACUCGGACAUUUGACUCGGUUAACCGACAAACUCUGGCAUAGGGUAAUGCGAAUGAAUGCAAGCGGUAAUAUGUCUGUAAUAUUCCUUGUGUUUUUUGUAUGUAGGUUUGCGAAGGAUGCCCAGACCUCGAGGAAAUAACAAUAGACCAAUGUGCAAAUUUGACAAGUGAAACACUUGUACAUCUUGGCAGGCAUUCCACAAUGUUGAAAUACAUAUCCGCAAUGAGCGUCAUCCAUAUAACUGACCAAGGUGUCCGAGCAUUGUUGCAAGGUUGUCGGCAGUUAGAGACUUUGCGCUUGCCAUUUUGUGAACUUAAAGAGCAGAGUGCUAGCCACAUUGCGUACAAUGGUACACAGAUAGUGUAUCUAGAUUUACGUGGAAUGGAGUUAGAUGAUGAUCAUGUUCAUAAUUUGGUUAUGUCGUUAACUGAAGUUGAAACAUUGAAUCUUGGCCUUUGCUAUAAGCUGACUGAUGUUUCUGUGACAGAGAUUGCAAAAUAUUUUAAGAAAAUGAAGCAUUUGUUCUUGAUCAAUAGUAAAAUUACAGAUGAAGGUAUUGGGCAUACAUUUACACUUUAUACAACAAAUUAUGUUUAACCCAUUGGGGUACCCUACUUAUCAGUUUACUCUGUCUAAUGCCAGAUGAUUUUACUUGUCAAGGGGAGAGCGCUGGCACUUAAUGGGUUAAUCAUACAUAGUUUAAUUUAAUGAAUUGUCCCAAUUAAGCAUAUCUCUACAUGCAUAUGCAAAUAGUAUAUGACAGGUGUUCUGAUAUCAAGGUCAUGUGAUUCAACAUUGAAGGGUCAUGAUUGCAAGAACGACAAGAGUGGGGCCGGAAUAGUCAGAUCCUGGCAGCUGUUUAAUUAACAGGGCCUGGAAAACUUGGAAAUGAUCACAGCACUAUAACCUGUGACAUGAUAUGCUAAGGUUAAACCAAAGGUUAUAAUUCUAAAGGUGGGCUGUCUGUUUCUGACUGUGACUCAUGAUGGACUGACUUUGCUUCAGAUUGUGACAAUACCAUAUUUCAAAAAUUCGAAAGUGUAGCAGUUACAAUUAUCAGGGCCCAUUUCCACACAGGAAAAUUUUCCGCCAAAAGAAAAUUUUGUAAAAUGUGAUUGGCUAACACAAAUUUUCAACCUUUAACAAUAUUUUUGGAAAAUUUUCUGUCGGUGUAAAAUUUUCUCGAGUGGAAAUUAUGGGCCUUCAAAGAUAGUUUUUUUGUUUUAUUAGGUCUUUUCCAAUUAAGUGCACAUUGUCGAAGUCUCGAACGUCUGGAUGUGAGCUGGUGUCAAGGUGUUACUGAAGAUGGUGCUAGAAACAUUCUUAAUGGUUGUUCAAAACUUAAACAUUUAGGUAUAUUCAUUAAUUCAUAUUGAAUAAUGCUUUCCUGAUUCCCAUAUUAUUUUCUAAAAUAAGUUUUUAUGUGAUUAUCUUUUCCCAGGAUUGUUCCGGUGCGGAAAAGUUUCGGAGUCUGCAGCGAACGAACUCAGCUUGCAGUUUCCGCAUGUAUUCAUCAGUACUCUUGAAACAGAAAUGAAGAAAUCAACGAGUGUGUAA